GACUGAUUCCACCGUAAGAUACAGUCUCGGAGUAACAAAAGCAGUUACAGCCUCUGUUCUACAAUUUUUUCAGCUAAACGGCAUUCCUGGAAAUAUUAAUUCAACAGUGGCAGCUGCGAAACAAAAUAUAUUUAUGGCAUAUAUUUAAAGUGUCAAAUGCGUGCGCAACACAGAAAUGAGUUUAAAACUGCACGUUUUACUUUGUACAGCGUUUUUAAGGCAUGCUAUUAAAGGGUCACAUUUUUAUAACAAUACCAUAAAACCCUAUUCGAUUAAAAAGUUGUACAAAUUCUAGCUUCCUCCUUUAAAAAAACUGUCUGUUGAGAUAUGAUGUGAAAUAUAAUGUUUUGUACUGUCCUAUUUAUUUCCGGUAGCUUUUACUAAAAGCUGCAUACUGAAGAGACCGUAGAAUACGUCGUCCCCUUUCCUGGUUUAUGGCAUAGGGGCUCACGUAAAACAAUUUGACAACCACACAUUUACACGCCAGCCGGCAAGGAACCUUGCUGUACUGCAGCGCAACUUCCGGAUUCUUCACCCUUCCCACAAUUCUCCGCUGCAGACUGCUGGCCUCGUUGCUGAGAUAGUAGUGGAGGGCUGCGGGACUUAACACGCAGUCAGGCCGGAAACGGAAUAGAAUUCCGCGUUGACUAUGUCGGCCCAGGCCCAAAUGAGAGCUCUGUUAGACCAACUGAUGGGCACAGCUCGGGACGGGGAUGAGACACGGCAGAGAGUAAAGUUUACAGAUGAUCGUGUCUGCAAAAGUCAUCUCUUGGACUGCUGUCCUCAUGAUAUUCUUGCAGGAACGCGCAUGGAUCUGGGAGAAUGUACAAAGAUUCAUGAUUUGGCACUGAGAGCAGAUUAUGAAAUUGCCAGCAAAGAAAGAGACUUAUUUUUUGAGCUUGAUGCAAUGGAUCAUCUUGAGUCAUUUAUUGCAGAGUGCGACAGAAGAACAGAACUUGCUAAAAAACGUUUAGCUGAGACCCAGGAGGAAAUUAGUGCAGAAGUGUCUGCAAAGGCAGAAAAGGUUCAUGAGCUGAAUGAAGAAAUAGGAAAACUUCUAGCAAAAGCCGAACAGCUGGGAGCUGAAGGGAAUGUAGACGAAGCUCAAAAAAUCCUUAUGGAGAUGGAAAAAGUGAAAGGCAGAAAAAGAGAAGCAGAGGAAGAGUACCGUAACUCAAUGCCAGCAUCAAGUUUCCAGCAGCAGAAAUUACGAGUGUGUGAAGUCUGUUCUGCCUACCUUGGUCUCCAUGACAAUGACCGUCGACUUGCUGAUCAUUUUGGAGGCAAAUUGCAUUUAGGGUUUAUUUUGAUUCGUGAAAAACUGGAAAUGCUGAGGAGAACAGUUGCAGAAAAGCAGGAGAAACGGAACCAAGAUCGAUUAAGGAGAAGAGAAGAAAGAGAAAGAGAUGACCGAUUGGGCAGACGGUCGAAAUCCAAAAGCAGAGAUCGCCGAAGGUCACGCUCCAAGGAAAGGAGAAGACGACGGUCACGAUCCUCAUCCCGUGAUAGAAGAAGAUCUCGAUCAAGGUCAAGGGACCGACAUAGGCGCCAUCGCAGUCGAUCAGGAAGUCGCAACAGAAGUCAUCACCGUAGUUCGAGGGACAGAGGAUCAAAGCACAAGUAACACCUGUUUAAGGAAACGGCAACAACAAAAUUGGUAUCUAAACUUACAAGAACCUUUUAGAUGAGCAGGGAAUACACAAGGACCAUUAUGGAGACAUCCAAGAUCCAAUGACUUUCCAGAUGGUGGAGCUUGAAGUAUUACACAUAACAUAGUUUGUGUUGCGUUUGUAAAUAAUUAAGCAAUGUUCUACAGAUUACAAUUUACGGUUUUUACUUACCGGAAAUUCAUCUUUUUUUAAACUUAAAUUUUUAUUGUUUGAGCUGUGUUUGCUAAAUAGUAUGCUGCUUGCCCUACAUUUUGAAAGUAGUGAAGUAUAAAUAAAGUAUUCAAUUUGUGAAAAAUUGUAUCUCUUCCUGCAUUAUUAAAAAAAAUAAAUUAUAACCAAAUGCAUUU
Messenger RNA from Xenopus tropicalis (tropical clawed frog), 2017 nucleotides. RefSeq names its product LUC7-like (gene luc7l). Lineage: Eukaryota; Metazoa; Chordata; Amphibia; Anura; Pipidae. Gene Ontology annotation, molecular function: mRNA binding. Gene Ontology annotation, biological process: mRNA splice site recognition. The record is from RefSeq and is a predicted model, not a curated record. The transcript is spliced from 10 exons. Gene Ontology annotation, cellular component: U1 snRNP. Bases 650 to 1624 code for a protein of 324 amino acids.